Molecule: messenger RNA, 1105 nt
Organism: Pectinophora gossypiella (pink bollworm)
Lineage: Eukaryota; Metazoa; Arthropoda; Insecta; Lepidoptera; Gelechiidae
Exons: 2
Coding region: 1-1035 (344 amino acids)
Molecular function (GO): zinc ion binding; nucleic acid binding
Source: RefSeq, a predicted model, not a curated record
AUGUCUUCAGUCGGGAAGUUGGGAGAGUUCGAGGUGAAGUGUGGUAAUUGGUCUUCAUACAUCGAUAGACUCGAAAUGUACUUUGUAGUGAAUAGUGUAAAAGACGACCUAAAGUUACCCACGUUGAUCGCUACUAUGGGGGAGGAAGCGUAUGAACUGUUGGUGAACCUCGCUAGUCCUAAGAAGCCAAAGGAUUUGACCUUCACUGAGGCGGACGACCUUAUGCGGAAACACCUACAACCGUCCCCGUCGGCUUUGGCGGAGCGGUAUCGUUUCAGGCAGAGAAGACAGAAUGUAGAAGAAAAUAUCGCGGGGUAUGUGGCUGAAUUAAAAAGAUUAGCGCGUAACUGUAAGUUUGGUAGCAGUUUGAGUGAAAAUUUACGAGACCAGUUUGUCUGUGGAAUGAGGAGUGAAGUGAUAAGGCAGAGGUUAUUCGCCGAGGACGAUGACUUGUCCUUCAGUAAUGCGGUCACGGUUGCAAGCUCGUUAGAAGCGGCGGAGAGGGACGCGGCAGCGGUGGAGCAGGGUGCGGGAGGCGCGGGCGCAGGCUGCGGCGGCGGCGGCGGGUCGAGCGCCAACGCCUUGCAUUCAUCUAUUAACGCAAUGGCAUUAACUACGCGUCAGCGCGGCCGAGGUCGGUUACGCAAUAGCGGGUCGCCGGGAACAAAUCGGACAGAUUCGCGGAACCAGGCGGCGGGACCGUGCAAAGUCUGCGGGUCGGAACGACACUCCGGGAAUUCGUGCCGCUAUCGGGACUAUAUUUGUAGCAGAUGCAAGCGGCCGGGGCAUUUGCGACGUAUGUGUGCAGCUUCGCAGGGGAGCGCACAAAACCGCGGGGCCCAGCGGGGUCGCGUAUAUUACGGCGAGGCGGAGGAAGACUACGACGAAGACGAGGGCGCGGGCGGCGCCAUGUCGCCGAUGUCCCCGCAGGAGGAGUCGGGAGAGAUACGAUUCUGGGACGCGAAUGGUUCGUCGGACUAUGACGAGGAAGAAUACCUACAUCAUUUGAGUUUAAGACACUAUAAGGCGGUAUAAAGAACUGUUCAAUGGCGGGUUGGGGCGGUACAGCGGUGGGUGUGCAACACUGCGCGUGCGCGAGGGCGCG